AUGUUGAAGCUCGUUGGUCUCUGUUUAAUAGCGAGCCUUUCUUCAAUAGGCGCUGAUGAUAAUAUGUUGGGUAAAGGCCUAUGGUCGUUAAUCGCCGUUGAAAACUGUCCCGAAGAGGAACUUCACCAGGAGUCUCUAAGACUGGACGUGAACAAACACAAAGUGAACCGCUCUCACGAUGGACUGUCCGUACACAUCACUAUUAACAACGAAGUUAACGACCAAUAUGGGACUUUUAUAGACAUAUGCAAGUAUGUUGAUGGCGGUUGUAAGCAAUACCAAGUAGUAUCAGAUAAUUUGGGGAAACUAUGCGACAAAUACGCCAAGGACAACGUAGUAAGGGCGCUACAGAUGGCUAAAUUUAACACAGACUAUUUUCCUCUCGAUGUGGGUGAAUAUGACCUUGAGGAUUUCAUGAUAGACUACUGCAGCUUCCCGUCGGACUGUCCGUUCGGUAGGUACGAGGCGAUGACCUUCCUACUAUCAGGAGGUCAAAGGGUCGCCUGCCUCAAGGUCAUCGUGGAGUGCACCAAGUGCGAAGACGACGAUGAAUGCUGCGACGAUGAUGAAGAAUAA
This is a messenger RNA of Danaus chrysippus (African queen), 576 nucleotides long. The record is from the annotation of a GenBank genome assembly. NCBI's taxonomy places the organism in Eukaryota, Metazoa, Arthropoda, Insecta, Lepidoptera, Nymphalidae.